AAAUUAAUGUAAAACUACCUUAACUUAAAGGCUGGUUUGAAUCCAGAUUAUAAUACAUUACCACACUUCACAGCAAUCCAGCACACUUCACUUAAACUAAUAUAAAUAUAGAUAAGUAAUCUUGGAGAAUCUUUUUGGCAAAAUUUAUCUCGUUUCACAGUCCAAUACCUUUGCGGCAAAAUGUUGGUUUAAUCCUAAGUAUUGUAACACCGUGUUGUCUUAUCUCAUUUAAUUUAAUUUCGUUUCCCGUCGUACUCGGUUUUAUUUAAUUUUUUCCAUUUAAAUUUUCUAACAUUGCUUCGGCUCUUGUAACAAGCACCUAUUGUCUCCGACCUCCGAUUUGGGAAUGUAUAUGGUAUUAUCUAUGGGGAAUGUUAUCUUCGACAGUGAAAUCACUGAAGUCUAUGGAAAUGUCAAUUUUAUAAAAGUGACAACUGAGUGACAUCUUAUUUGAGUGGUACCUGUCAAAGUGUCUGGAUGGUCUCUAAUAAUUAUCUGUGCAUCUAUCAAAUUAGUGAUGCCCAACUUAUCUAUUUCGAUUUAUCAUAUUGAAAUUCAUAUAUCGUAUCGUAAUGUAUCGCAACUGAUUGCAGCGACACACGAUAUUUAUCGUAUACCUUUAUAUCAAUAUUGUAAAUAUCGCAUUAGACUUAACUAAACUGUUAUCUCAGAUGUCUAUUUUCUAUUUUAAUUUACAAAAAGACGAAUCUCAUUGCUGCAAGAAUUAUAAAAGUUUAGCGGACAUGUUCUUGGUUAUGUUCUACAAUUUAUGUAUGGGACACUCCUACUCGCCUGAGGAGAUGUUAAAGACUGUGGCGGUGCCAAUUGUGAGGAAUAGGACCGGGGAUAUAUGUGUUAAAACCAAUUACAGACCUAUCUCACUGGCAACUAUCAUAGCGAAAGCACUUGACAGUUUGCUUAACAUGCAACUUGAUAAAUAUCUUUAGAUACAUGAUAACCAGUUUAGUUUUAAAUCAGGAAUGUCUACAGAAAUAGCCGUAUUGUGUUUGAAGUAAACUGUGAAGUACUAUACUGAUCGAAAAACUUCAAUUUUUGCCUGUUUCCUCGAUUUGUCAAAGGCAUUCGACCUGGUUUGUUAUGACAUCUUAUGGCAAAAAAGGAAUAAUACUAAAAUGCCGAAUGAACUAGUACAGAUAUUCAAAUAUUGGUACGCCAACCAGUUGAACGUGGUACGAUGGUCGGGUGUCUAUUCGAGGACAUACAGGAUGGAGUGCAGGGUGAGGCAAGGGGGGUUGACUUCGCCCAAGCUGUUCAACCUAUAUGUGAAUGCUCUAAUCGAGGAGCUCAGCAGUACUCAUUUCGGCUGCCAUAUUGAUGAAAUAUGUCUCAACAAUAUCAGUUAUGCUGAUGACAUGGUGCUGCUGAGUUCGUCAGCCUGUGGGCUUUCUAAGCUGCUUGACAUAUGUGAAAGGUAUGCUCUAAGUCACGGUCUGGUGUAUAAUACAAAGAUGAGUGAGUGUAUGGUGUUUCAGGCCAGAGGCAGGUGUCUGGAUAACAUUCCCUCCGUCAAACUGAAUGGUACGCCACUAUGCAGAGUAGACAGGUUUAAAUACCUAGUACACUUUGUAACUUCUGACCUGAGGGACGAUGCAGACAUUGAGCGGAAGCGGAGAGCGCUGUCUGUAAGAGCUAAUAUGAUUGCCCGCAGUCAAAAGCAGUACAGCGCCUUACGCAUCCAAUGCAACAAUGUGGUCAGGGUGUUGUUGGUGUUGCCUCGGUUCUGUAGCGUGUCGGGAAUGUUCGCCGAGGCACGAGUUGAUUGUUUCUUUACGACCAUGCAGAAAAGGUGCACAUUCCUGAUUCGCCGGGUCUGGGUCAGCCCUUUGACCUAACAGCAUUCUGAAGGCAUUAACAGACCGUUAUGACUGCCGGUACUUGAACCAUUGUACCAUGGUUCACUUGCGGACUAAAUAAUAAUAAUUAUAAUAAUGGUUGGUUCGAAGUAAGUAUCUGUUGAAUGGAAUAUUUGAAAUGUAUUCAACUGAUAAUUAUUUUUAUAAAUGUAUUUUUUUUUAUUUGUUUGGUUUUGUUAAUUUUAAGUAUGCUUCAAUGAUAUGGACUUGUUGUCUGAAAUAAAAUAAAUUAUUCAUUCAUUCAAUACUCUUUAUGACUAGUUUUUUUACGAUUGCCAAUGUACCAAUGCUUAGCAUCUAUGAUCAUGAUGAUGUUAAUGAUGAUAAAUUGUUUCGAUAACCCAUAUGAUAUUUCAAUUUUCUGUUGACAUUUUGUUAGUUGAAGAAUAUAAGAACGAGAGCUGGACUUUGAAUGAAUGGGUUAUUGAAUAUGAGAGAGAGCUAGUUUUCGCUUGUGCAGUAAGUACAUUAAAGGAUUUGGUUUUUUAUCCUGAUACUGUUCUCACAGAUGUUGAUUGGGAAUGUUGAUCAUCCCUUUUUGUCUCGAUGAAUUUCAAUACAUUGCAGCAACCAGUUUGUUGUGGAGCUGUUGCAAUAUUUACCCGCAUCAUACUUAUUGCAAAAGCUUAAGCUGGUCCCUGUAACUGUGGCUGAAUACAAUAGAAAUAUAAUUAUAUAUAUUGCUUACAUUUUAUAAUCUUUGUUAUUUUCAGCUAUUUUAAGGUUUCAUAGACCAAAUAUUGCUCUAAAUCACAGAACACUAUUACUUCUAGCGAAGCUCUAAGUAAGCGACACAAUAUGAUAUUUUUGAUGCGAUAUUCCGCCGAAGUGAUAUGAAACAGUAAUAUUAUUUUGCAUUGACAUUUAUCAAUACAAAAUAUCGAGAUGUAGCCCUCGUAGUAUCGAUACACCAAAAAAUCGAAACGUAUUACGGUAUUACGCUUCACUAGAUCAAAUCAAUUAAUUAUUAUUUAUUGGUAUGUAGGUAUUUGCUGACGCAAAAAUAUUGUAGGAAUAGGUAACAUGAGGAAAAACGCGGGAAACCUUUGAAUUUGGCGGGCGCGGUUUUUGUUUGAAUUUGUUGAAAAAUAUAUUUUUUAAUCUAUUAAGUGAUCAGAAUAGUUAAAACUUGUAUAUAUUUGUAAUUUUUAUUAUUAUUUGAAUUUUUUUGUAUUUUAUUCUUUUUUUCUUCGAGUUGGGGUAAGUUUUUUAUAUUUAUAUGAACGAGCCUCCGGACCCGGGGGGCACAGCGCCCCCCGCGGUUGCAUUUGUCACAAUCUCCAACGAAUCCGGAAUGGAUUCUGACUGCUCUUUGGUGUCUAAAAGGAAGCUGAAGCGUAACCAGCUCCACAAAAUUUGUAAAAAUUGUAACAAAAGGAAAAGAAAAAAUAAUACAGAAACAUUUAAACAAUCGGACUGUCAAUGCAAAGACGAAUUUACUGAGAGCACUAUUGAUUUGCCUGCACCUGGUCCUUGCACUGAUACAUCUUCAAAGCCCGUUCCUCCCACUGAUAUGUCUCAUAAAGCCUCCACACAAAUUGGUAGGGCUAGUUAUGAUGCCAAUGACCACGGCCCGUUUGUGGUACACGUGCAGAAAAUACAGUCUGCUGAUGAUGAUGGUACAACAUUACACCCAGUUGUGUUUGGCAGAUUUUUAAAAAAAAAUUUAUUCAAAAAUAUUGUUAAUGGAAGUUUGAAACGUAUUGGCCGAAAUAAAAUGACACUUUCUUUUAAUAAUUAUACAGACGCUAACAGCUUUGUCACUUCAAACUGCUUAGCUACAAACAACAUGAAGGCUUUUAUUCCAACUUUUAACAUUACGAGGAUGGGUUUAGUUAGGGGAGUCCCAACUGAGUGGUCCCCUGAAGAUAUUAUGCAGAACACUAAUGUACCCAUUGGGUGUGGGGAAAUUCUGAAAAUUAGAAGACUAAAUUAUAAAGUCAUGAUAAACAACACACCCACAUGGAAACCUUCGCAAACAGUCGUGUUUACAUUUGAUGGACAAGUUUUGCCCAAACGUGUAUUUAUGUGUUAUAAUUCUAUGCCUGUUAAAUUGUAUAUAUACCCAACCAUCCAGUGCUUUAAUUGUUGCCGCUUUGGGCACACCAAGGUCCAAUGUAGGUCAAAGCCCAGGUGCUUCAAGUGUGGUCAGGGCCACACUGGAGAUACUUGUAAUGUGGAGGAAGACUGUGUAUCUUGCUGCUUAUGUUCUGGGCUGCACUUUGCUUCGAGCAAAAAGUGUCCAGAGUACGUGAGACAAACAGAUAUUAAAGUAACAAUGGCAGAGAAUAGCUUAUCCUAUAUUGAAGCGUCAAAAUUACAUCCCCCCAUUUCUAAAUCAUUUGCUGAUAUUGUAUCCUCUCUCCCAACUAAAUCUGUUCCUGGUGGAAAUACAGUAUUGCCUGGUUCACCAUCCUCACGUACAAUAUCUUAUAAAAAAACAGUCUUCACUAAACCCAGAACUCCUCCUCAACACAGUAAAGGUUUUGAUCAUGUAGCACAUGAGUCUCUUGUAAGGGACUACAAUAUGCCAGAGCCUUCUAAUGGAUGUGCAUUACCAUCCUCGUCUAAUGCAAAUUCACAACAGACAAUAGCAGAGUUAAUUACUAUAUUGAUCAAAUUACUUUCUGAACCCAAUUUAUCUAUACCGUCCCACGCUGCUAAUUUAAUUCGUACUUAUACUAAUAUUAAUAAUGGCCAACAUGGACAAGUUAGUUCAAUGGAAUUGCCGCAGUAUUAUAAACAAAAAGCAUGAAAUUAUACAUAUUAUAAAUACUUUUAAUCCUUUUAUAUUUUCUCUAUCUGAAACCUGGCUAAAGCCAGAUUUUGUAUUCAAAAUCCCUGGUUAUUCGUGCUUAAGAGAAGACAGGGCUGAUGGAUAUGGUGGUGUAUGCCUACUCAUCAGAAACUCUAGCACCUUUUCUUCCUUCCCUCUCCCUUCACAUAGUAACUGCUUUUCUGUCAUUGCAGCUAUUGUUGAUGGUAUCUGUUUUGUCUCUAUCUAUGUCCCUCAUCCCUCCUUGCAAAUCUUCAAUGAAAUUAAAAA
Bombyx mori (domestic silkworm) is the source of this 4920-nucleotide messenger RNA. RefSeq lists its product as uncharacterized. The coding region runs from base 1134 to 1853 and encodes 239 amino acids. The transcript has 2 exons. The record is from RefSeq and is a predicted model, not a curated record. NCBI's taxonomy places the organism in Eukaryota, Metazoa, Arthropoda, Insecta, Lepidoptera, Bombycidae.